CGCCUAGCACCAAACCAAACUAACUGAAUCUUGGAUCUUCCUCAUCUUCAGAAUCUCUGCCACUGGUAAAAUGGAAACGUCCCCUCGAGUCAGGCUUAUAAUCUCCGUCUUUAUUUCUUCUCUCAUCGCCGCCAGAUCUCACAAACGGAAGUCGCUUGACCUCUCCGGCAUAGUUGCUGGAUUACUCGUUUCGACCAUCCAUUUCGCCGCCGGUUUCAGGUACGCAGCUCUGCCGCUCGUGGUCUUUCUUACUUCGUCGAAGCUUACCAGGGUUGGCGAAGAUAAGAAACGACGGAUUGAUGCUGAGUUCAAGGAAGGUGGCCAAAGGAACUGGAUACAAGUGCUUUGCAAUAGUGGAAUUGCAUCGGUUCUAGUUGUAAUUGUCUCUACUUUAACGGGAUGGCAGGACAGGUGUUUGGACUCUAAGCAGUCAGAGAUUGUAACAGCUCUAAUCGGUGGGAUCAUCGGUCAUUACGCAUGCUGUAAUGGUGACACCUGGUCCUCGGAGCUUGGGGUGCUUAGCGAUGCCCAGCCUCGACUAAUCACAACGCUAAAGCCGGUGAAGAAGGGCACGAAUGGUGGAGUUACAAAGGCAGGACUCUUAGCUGCUGUGGCGGCCGGCGCCACCGUGGGAGUAACAUUCCUUGUGUUCGGACUGUUUACUGUGAGAUGUGCAAGCGAUGUGGCUCUCAAGCAACUCUUAGUGAUUCCAGUCUCUGCGUUAGCUGGAUUAUGUGGGAGUCUUAUUGAUUCCGUGCUUGGAGCAACAAUCCAGUUCAGUGGCUUCUGUUCUGUCCGGAACAAGGUUGUAGGGAAACCAGGGCCGACCGUAAAGAAGAUAUCAGGAGUGGACAUUCUUGACAACAACGGUGUGAACUUUGUCUCCGUGCUCUUGACAUCUUUCUUAACUUCUGUUGUUUCUGUGUACAUUUUCUGAAUUGCUGAAGCUAAAUCUCAACGGAUGUAUAUAUAUAUAUACAAUUACAAAUUUUGUAUAUACAUGUACCAAUCACAGCUACGAUUACAAAUGUCCGCUUCUUCCUUUUUUCCUACUGAUACUUGUUCAAACGGAUGUAAAAACUUUGUAUUCAUAAUUUUUGUGUGUUCUCAACCAUUAUAAUAAUAUAUUGAAAUGUAUUUA
This is a messenger RNA of Raphanus sativus (radish), 1141 nucleotides long. Its product is annotated as protein PGR-like. The record is from RefSeq and is a predicted model, not a curated record. Bases 71 to 937 code for a protein of 288 amino acids. The transcript is spliced from 5 exons. Gene Ontology annotation, cellular component: membrane. NCBI's taxonomy places the organism in Eukaryota, Viridiplantae, Streptophyta, Magnoliopsida, Brassicales, Brassicaceae.